Beta vulgaris subsp. vulgaris (sugar beet) is the source of this 2241-nucleotide messenger RNA. RefSeq names its product histone deacetylase 19. The transcript is spliced from 8 exons. The coding region runs from base 287 to 1789 and encodes 500 amino acids. Gene Ontology annotation, molecular function: histone deacetylase activity. The record is from RefSeq and is a predicted model, not a curated record. Lineage: Eukaryota; Viridiplantae; Streptophyta; Magnoliopsida; Caryophyllales; Amaranthaceae.
AUUGUGAAGUUUCAUAACAAGAGUGAAAAAGAAACAUAAGCAAUGUACUCCACUCUUGGUCUCUAGCCCUAACCCUCGAUUACAUUUUACAUCUCUCUCUAUUCUCUACAUUCAUCUUUUCCAGCUUACCUUUUCCAAGUUUUAGGAGAAGACAAAGAAGAGCGAGAGAAACUAUCUAAAUAUUGCGCGCAAAAUUGCAUAUUUCGACGAGACCUAAAAUUGUUUCUUUCAACAAUUUGAUGGUUGGUUCAGACUAAUUUUACUGAAUUGGUGCCAAUUUUAGGGUAUGGAUUCAGGAGGUAAUUCGCUUCCGUCUGGACCAGACGGAGUGAAACGCAAAGUUUCGUAUUUUUAUGAUCCAGAAGUUGGAAAUUAUUACUAUGGACAAGGUCAUCCGAUGAAGCCGCAUCGGAUUCGUAUGACACAUGCUCUUUUAGCUCACUAUGGUUUACUUCAACAUAUGCAAGUGCUUAAGCCGGUUCCGGCGAGAGAUAGGGAUCUUUGUAGGUUUCAUGCUGAUGAUUAUGUGUCUUUCCUUAGGGGUAUUACCCCGGAAACACAGCAGGAUCAGUUGAGGCAGUUGAAGAGGUUUAAUGUUGGUGAAGAUUGUCCUGUAUUUGAUGGUUUGUACUCGUUUUGUCAGACGUAUGCUGGAGGUUCGGUUGGAGGUGCUGUGAAAUUGAACCAUGGACUUUGUGAUAUUGCAAUUAAUUGGGCAGGUGGCUUGCACCAUGCAAAGAAGUGCGAGGCGUCUGGUUUUUGCUAUGUGAAUGAUAUUGUAUUGGCAAUUUUGGAACUUCUUAAAGUGCAUGAGCGUGUUUUGUAUGUGGACAUUGAUAUCCACCAUGGUGAUGGUGUAGAAGAGGCCUUUUAUACUACAGACAGGGUCAUGACAGUGUCUUUUCACAAAUUUGGCGAUUAUUUUCCUGGUACAGGAGAUAUUCGUGAUACUGGAUAUGGAAAGGGGAAGUAUUAUUCUCUCAAUGUUCCCCUAGAUGAUGGCAUUGAUGAUGAGAGCUACCAAUCAUUAUUUAGGCCCAUUAUGGGAAAAGUAAUGGAGGUUUUCAACCCUGGGGCUGUUGUCCUGCAAUGUGGUGCUGAUUCCUUGUCUGGUGAUAGAUUGGGCUGUUUUAACCUCUCAAUCAGAGGUCAUGCUGAGUGCGUCAAAUACAUGAGAUCCUUUAAUGUCCCAUUACUGUUGGUGGGUGGAGGUGGCUAUACCAUACGAAAUGUAGCUCGUUGCUGGUGUUAUGAGACUGGGGUUGCCCUUGGGAUUGAGCUUGAUGAUAAAAUGCCACAACAUGAGUAUUAUGAGUAUUUUGGUCCUGAUUAUACUCUCCAUGUUGCUCCAAGUAACAUGGAAAAUAAAAACUCACGGCCCAUGUUGGAGGAUAUUAGAGCAAAGCUUCUUGAGAAUCUGUCAACUCUACAACAUGCACCAAGUGUUCCAUUUCAGGAGCGUCCUCCAGACACUGAGCUCCCAGAGGAUGACGAAGAUCAGCAAGAUCCAGAUGAAAGAUGGGAUCCAGAUUCUGAUAUGGAGAUUGAAGAUCGUCCUUUAUCUGUUCGAAACAGAGUGAAGAGAGAGGCUGUGGAGCCUGAUGCUAAAGAUUCGGAGGAUGUCAAAGAACUUGUAGAUCAUGCGAGAGACAUGACUCUCUCUUAUGGUACAGGGAACACAUCUUUAAAGGCUUCAAACUUGGGCUCAGAGCAACCGGAAGCUUGUGUGAAAACAGAGCCGGACAGCUCAAACAAGGCCCCUGAUCACCCAGCUGAUACAAGUUUAUGAGGAUUGAGGAAGUCUGACCCAUUUUAACUAACCACCACGGUGUAGAUUAUUCAGAUUUGUUAUUUCCUCCGCAUUAUGUAAAUCUUCGGGUCUUGCUGAUCACAUUGCAGGUGUAGUAUAUUAUUAGGGAGGUUGCAAUUUUUUUGUAGCGAGUAAAACAUGGUCGUGGGAAAACACCUCAGGCAAUUGUAAGAAAAACAUCGUGCGGCCCUCGUAGGCAUCUAAAUCAUGGUAAAAUUCCGAUGAACUUAUGAAUGAUAGCUGCUAUGCUUUUGGUUUAUCGCUUUGUUGUUUAGCUGUUCUAAAUUAAGUGAUUUACUGUCACUAAUGUGCAAAUGUAAGAAUAUUAUCUUUACCAAACGUGGUUAAAGGUGGUAAUAUUUACUUUUAUGCGUUUGACAGUGAAGGUUGGAACUUAUAAUUUCCAAUUUAUUAAAUGUUUAUCUUGUCAA